AUGUUUGAGUCAAUUGCGAACGAGUUUCUUCAACGUACGCCAGUUAAAGAUUGGUCUAUUAUUUCUUUACUUAAAUAUAUCGAAUCUAAAAGUGAAUUAUCCGCUGAUAUGAUCGAGAUUCUGAGGGAAGAAAUAUAUUCAGUAUUACGGGGUUUUAAUGACGAUAUAAACAUAAACGUUCAUAGGAACGCGAAAAAAAGAGCGAAGAAACUCUUAUCAAACUUUGAUAAGUUGUUCUCUUCAGGUAACGUAAAUAAUUUUAUUGAGGAAUUAAAACUAAAAGAGGAAAGAAGGGAAUACUAUAUGGCAAUCCGUCGCAAAAUAAUAUCGGCAAACUCGUUACAAACAUUAGAGAAACAUCAUAUGACUAGAAGAUUAAUCGAUGAUUUGCGUGACGCAGAUGUGACUGCCUCCUCCGGUAAUACAAUCAAAUUCAUUUUACAUUAUCGUUAUGUAGCAAAGAAAGUUACAGUUGUAGACAAUCCUUUUUUAUUAUCAAAUGAAAAUAAAUCCAAUAAAUUUGAAAUAGUAACAGAAUCGAGAAAUUUAGAUAAGGAACACAACAAAAAAAAAUAUAAUAAGUGCACUACCUCUCCUGCCACGAACUAUCUUAAUGCAAUGGAACAGUCUUUGGAGUAUAACCGAAUUCACGUUCAAGUACCACCUAUGUGGACUAAAGUCGAGAGCUAUCUUGAGGAUGCUCUGAAGGCAAGUUCUCAUGGAUGUUGA
Molecule: messenger RNA, 729 nt
Organism: Funneliformis mosseae
Lineage: Eukaryota; Fungi; Glomeromycota; Glomeromycetes; Glomerales; Glomeraceae
Source: the annotation of a GenBank genome assembly